Messenger RNA from Nerophis lumbriciformis (worm pipefish), 5568 nucleotides. The record is from RefSeq and is a predicted model, not a curated record. Lineage: Eukaryota; Metazoa; Chordata; Actinopteri; Syngnathiformes; Syngnathidae.
AUUCAUUUCUUUCCGCCACAAAAGGCAGGAUUAUUAUUUCCAAAGGGUCAUAUUUUGUUGUCUGAGGUUUCUGAUGCCAGCUCAGAGAAAUUUUUCAGCACAGCUGCACUUAAAGUUCCACCAUUUGGCAUCAAUGCGCUCUCCACCAAUGGCAGCCAGGAGCCUCAAGGCCCAGGCUUUCUCAAGGUGUCAGGCCUAGAGCGCAGUCAGGAGAGGAGCCAGGAAAACUGCAGGGACUCUCAAUCCCCUUCAGCUACUGCCCCCAGUCAGCCUGUGUCCCCACAACCCCUGCCCCCACCCCAGUCCCAGCACCAACUAUUCCUCCCACGGUCUCCGUCCUCACAGCGGACUCAGGCAAACAUCCCCACCCAGACUUUGCCUUCCGUUCCACCGCUUCCCCUUUUAGAAGCUCUGCCCAGGCACCACCCGCAGACACCCGCAGCCGUGCCUCUCGCCCAGGGCCAAGUGCCAUCACCGGCGCCCCCUCCCCAUCACGUGCUGAAACUGCUACCCCAACACCGGCCUCGACAUACACCCAAGCUCCAUCCACACCCACCGUCGCCUGCCCCUUCCAAUAACCAUCCUCACCAAGCACACCCCAGCCAAGCAGGGCUACACCGACCUCCUUCACGCUGCCAGCCCAGGCAUCUUUCUGCCUACAACUGCCUCAACCUCAACAGCCACAGCAGCAGCAGCAGUAGCAGCACACCUGGGACCAAGCCCCAAGGGCAUCCUGCUCCUUCCUCACACCUUCCACAACCCCCGUCAGGUGCAGCAGUAUCCACCUUCCCCUUUCCCCUGGUGGCUAACCACAGCGCCCCCCAUAGCUUCCCCCCUGCACUGCAGUCCUCAUCGCACCUUCAUCACCCCAAUAUGUUCGCUCCUCCAGCGGCUUUGCCUCCACCACCACCGCUAACGUCGACCACCCUGCCAGUACCUGGACAUCCUGCUGCUGGGAGCGCCUACUCAGAGCAAGACCUUCUGCGUCAGGAGCUCAACACCCGUUUCUUGGCCUCCCAGAGUGCCGACCGCGGCGCCUCACUGGGCCCCCCGCCCUACCUGCGCACAGAGUUCCACCAGCACCAGCACCAGCACCAGCAUCAGCACCAACACACCCACCAGCACACGCAUCAGCACACCUUCACGCCAUUCCCCAAUGCCAUUAUGCCCACCCCAGCACCAUCCAUGGUGCGUACCCCUGCCAGAAAUUUUGACAAAUACCCAACUAAAGUUGACCCCUUCUAUAGACACAGUCUCUUUCACUCGUACCCACCGGCGAUGUCAGGCCUCCCCCCUGUCAUUCCCCCUACUGGACCCUUCAGCUCCCUGCAAGGAGCAUUCCAACCCAAGACCUCUAAUCCACUGGAUGUGUCCACACGACCUGGUGCUGUCCCGAAUACUUUCCUCCAGAAAGACCCAAGACUAACGGAUCCAUUCCGGCCCAUUCUCAGGAAACCAGGGAAGUGGUGCGCCAUGCACGUCCACAUUGCCUGGCAGAUAUAUCACCAUCAACAAAAAGUCAAGCAGCAGAUGCAGGUCGACCCUCACAAGUUAGACUUUGGCAUCAAGCCCGAGUUCCUGAGUCGACCUCCAGGCCCGAGCCUCUUUGGUGCCAUCCAUCACCCCAACGACUUGGCUCGGCCUGCAACGCUUUUCUCUGCCGCAGGUCCAACACAUCCCUCCGCAGGUCCUUUUGGGCACCCGCCCCACCACCUUGGAAACUUUCUCACCCCAGGAUCUCACUUGGAACCUUUCAGUCGGUCGCCUUCCUUCGGAGGACUCGGAUCGCUCAGUUCUUCAGCGUUCGGAGGGCUUGGGAACCCAUCACUAAAAUCCCUGGCAGCGGUCAAUUCCAUGUUUGGCCAUAAAGAUGGCCCCAACACGCAGCAGCACUUUGGCAGCAGUACCACCAGUAACCACCAGGAGCCCUGGAACCGCCUGCAUCGCACGCCGCCGUCGUUUCCCACGCCCCCGCCUUGGCUGAAACCCGCAGACUCUGAGAGAAGCGCCUCGGUCAGCUCGCACGAGAGGGACAGAGAUUCUGAUAAACGAGACUCGAUGGGUGGUAAAGAUGACAAAGACAGAGAAUCAGUGGAGAAACGUCACGCAAGUCAACCCUCUCCAGUUCCAGUGAACCCCAUCGGUCUUCUUGGUCACAGUCGUCCUCUGGAGCACAACAGGAACCAACUUCCUCCGUCCUCUGGAGACGCUCAGAGGGACAAAGACAACAAGUCCAAAGAGAGGGAACACUCUGAUCUUUGGAAAGACGGCUGCUCGGACGAGCACAAGACAAAAGACCACCCACCGGGCAAUAAGGACACGCUCACUAUCCACGAAGGUAGAGAGCCAGAGGAUGUGGUGUCCAACAGGGGCACGGCGUCACCUUACCUCAGACUGAGCGGUCUAGAACAUUCUAAUGGAGGUUUGAGAAGGGAGCUUCUGGACAAGAAAAGUGAGCUUCCCUUCGAGCAGCAGAAGAAGAGCAGUGAAGUGAAAGUGAAGGAGGAGAGAAAAGAGGACCAAGAUGGCGCAGGUGAGAAGCCAAGCGAGCACACGAUGGCGCCCUCCGCGCCAAACCUCCACCCGCCGUCCCCCAUGCCUUUGCCCAUGAGCCUGGCAGGAGUCCAUACGAUCAACAACCUCAGCAGCCUUGAGAGAAGUCGAGUGGUGGCACCUUUCUUAGGCAUCAGUCCAAUCCCUGGAGCGGAACGCUUCCCUUACCCCGCCUUCCACUGGGACCCCAUGAGAGACUCCAUGAGAGACCCCUACAGAGGACUGGACAUUCACAGGCGGGACCCCCUGGCAAGGGAUCUGUUGCUAAGGAACGAACAUCACCGACUGGCUGCUCCACGUCUUUACGAGGCCGAGCGCGCCUACAGAGACCGCGAGCCUCACGACUUCAAUCGCAUUCAUCCGCUGGCCUUGGAGCACAGGAGGGAACACGAGCGCGCUCAGUUGGAGGAACGCGAGCGUCUGCUGAGAGACGACUACGAGCACGGGCGCCUGCAUCCCACAAUGCACCACCCGGCCCUCGACGGACACCUCCCCCACCACGCCCAGGGACUCAUGGCGCCAGGACUCCCGGGCAUGCACUACUCCAGAGUCAGCCCCUCGGCCGCUGCCCACCAUAACAUUCUCAACAAAACUCCGCCCACCGCUUCUUUGAGCGCUCCGCCCCCUCUCAUUCCCACGCUCGGCGGCAGGCCGGGCUCGCCCAGACGAACUACUGCCUUGGUGGGCGACAUCAGAGACAGAGCGCCGCACAAAGACAUCGAAGCGCGAUGAGCGCCGCCCUCAUUCAGCACUUAGUGAGGAAUGUAACAUAACUGUGAAUACGUGCCGUGAGGACACACCCACAAGUCAUUGUUUUAUAAGAGCGUGUGUGUGUGUGUGUGUGUGUGUGUGUGUGUGUGUGUGUGUGUGUGCCUCCAGUCUUUCUAUUGUAGAGCAAAGAGAAGCGAGACUGAACAAUGGACAAAUAUUCUUUACACUGACAAACAAAACGUGUGAAGUCGCUGUGUUGGAUCAUGUUACAGGAUAUGCAAAUGAGUGACUUAAAGCUUUACGUUCAACAUGUGAUGUCAUUGUUUAGUGAUCAGGAUGUGUUUUCUGCAGUUCUACUAUGCAACAAGUCCGACCCCCUCAACACUUCACCACGACCAGGAAUUAACAACAAAGUGUUUUCUCUCCACAACUUUACACUUCAACAAGCUUCGAACACAAAGUACUACCUCGGUUUUUGUUCGUAAAUCAUUCCAAAAAGUCAAACUUCAAUAAUUUGUCAAAGUGCUGACACUCGCAACUUUGUCCGGCCCCACUUUGGCUAUUUUGCAGUCGUACCAAAAAGCACACCGUGCCUGAAAGAUCCUUAACUUAAAGGGACUGUUUGCAACAUUUACACACAUGCCUAAAGGGCGCCAACUUCCCAAUGUGUUUUAAGCGUUGUAAACGUCUCCUAGGACGUAAUGAUGUAACUACGUACGUACAUAACACAUGUACGCGCAGUAGCUUUGGGUGUUGUUUGCUAAUAAUAUCAAUUUGGAUAGUUAGUUAAUGGUAAUUGGGUUACGCUUUUCUAACUUCAAGGUACUCAAAGCGCUCACAACUCACAACACAGGACACAACGGACGUGACUAGGUUGGUAGGAGCUGGGGAUUGAACCAGGAACCCUCAGGUUGCUGGCCCGGCCACUCUACCAACUCCGCCACGCCGUCCCCAAAAUGUAUAUUCUAUCAUAUCAACAACAUGACUGAAAAUUGUUCAGUUCAGUUUGUUUUGAACUGCUUUUGUAUGUCUGCACAUUAAACAUCAAUCUAUUUAUCCGGGGCCGAUAAAAAAAAUUGUAUUACGUAAACUUAAUAUUUGUGGAAAAAUAUAGAGUUUUAAGACAAAUGUGUUCUGUUGAACCACAAAUUGUAACAUAAGCUAGCCAAUGGUGUUCUUGUUAUAUUGUUUUUGCUUUGAAAAAAAUGUUACUGUGAGCAAGUUGCAAACAGCCCCUUUAACACUUGGAGUUACGCAGUGCACUUGAACGCAGUGCAGGGAGCAAAGUGCUUGAUUCAUCCUGUUUGGACAUGACGAAAGGAUACAAACAUCAUUAGUGUGCACUCUGUGAGCAAAUAAACUAUUUACACACACACACAAUAAAGAUUAUUAAAGGAUUCCUAUAGCGACCCGACUAAAAUGAUUACAGAUUCCGUAUUUUCCGCACUAUAAGGCGCACCGGAUUAUUAGCCGCACCUUCAAUGAAUUACAUAUUUCAUAACUUUGUCCACCAAUAAGCCGCCCCGGAUUAUAAGCCGCGCCUACGCUGCGCUAAAGGGAAUGUCAAAAAAACAGUCAGAUAGUUCAGUCAAACUUUAAUAAUAUAUUGAAAACCAGCGUUCUAACAACUCUGUCCCAAAAUGUACGCAAAUGUGCAAUCACAAACAUAGUAAAAUUCAAAAUAGUGCAGAGCAAUAGCAACAUAAUGUUGCUCGAACGUUAAUGUCACAACACACAAAAUAAACAUAGCGCUCACCUUCUGAAGUUAUUCUUCAUUCGUAAAUCCUUCGAAUUCUUCGUCUUCGGUGUCCGAAUUGAAAAGUUGCGCAAGCGUGGGUUCCAAAAUGGCCGGUUCCGUCUCGUCGAAGUCAUCGCAGUCAGUGUCGCUGUUGUUGUUCAGCAGUUCUGUGAAUCCUGCCUUCCGGAAAGCUCGGACCACAGUUGUGACCGAAAUAUCUGCCCAGGCAUUUACGAUCCACUGGCAAAUGUUGGCGUAUGUCGUCCGGCGCUGUCUGCCCGUCUUAGUGAAGGUGUGUUCGCCUUCGGAGCUGUGUGAAAAAAGCCACCCGGCCUCUUCGCGUAAACUUCCCUUAACCACUCGCUCAUCUUUUCUUCAUCCAUCCAUCCCUUCGAGUUAGCUUUUAUGAUGACGCCGGCUGGAAAGGUCUCUUUUGGCAAGGUCUUCCUUUUGAAUAUCACCAUGGGUGGAAGUUAGCAUGGCAAGCUAGAACCACAGUGAAGGAUGACUUCUCAUUCCCUGUGGUGCGAAUAUUCACCGUAUGUGCUCCCGUUCCACAGUGCGGU